CGCAGUGUUUGUACACUGACAGGUACAACGUGCUGCCCGGAGGAAAAUGAAAUAAACCUGAGGAUCAGAGCCGCACAGACACAGCGGGGUGCAGCGGCAAGUCUGAUGGAUCUCGCUCCUUCAUAGUGCGCGGUUGCCAUGGAGCCGGCUAGCCUGGAGAAUCUGCACGUGCUGUACCAGAGCACCCACUUCAUCGUGGUCAACAAGCACUGGGACAUCCGCAUCGACAGCAAGAUGUGGUACGAGAAGCAGACGGUGCAGAGCCAGCUGCGGCACCGCUUCCCGGAGCUGGCCGACCCCGGCACUUACUACGGCUUCAGGUUCUGCCACCAGCUGGACUUCUCCACCAGUGGCGCGCUGUGCGUGGCACUGAACAAAGCGGCGGCGGGCCGGGCCUACCGCUGCUUCAAGGACCGCCUUGUGACCAAGGCCUACUUGGCGCUGUUACGGGGCUCGGUGGAGAAGCUGAAGACGACCUUGGAUUUUGCCAUUGGAAAGAACACCUCCCAGGGAAAAACCCACAUGAUGUGCAUUGAAGGCACCGAGGGGUGCGAGAACCCAAAGCCCUGCCAAACGGAGCUCACCGUCCUGGAAUACGGGUUGUACGACGGAGACCCAGUCACCAAAGUCCUUUUGCAACCAUUAACAGGCCGCACUCACCAGCUGAGAGUCCAUUGCAGCGCCAUUGGCCAUCCCAUUGUGGGCGACUUUACCUACAGCCUCCGAACAGAUGGCGCCCCCUACCGCAUGAUGCUGCACGCCUACCUGCUGCGCAUUCCACUGGAGGAUGAGCCCAUUUGCGUCACAGCCCCUGACCCCUUUCUGCCCUCUGUGGACCCAAAGUGGGUUUCACAGUGCUUGCUUCAGCCACUGGAGGGCGCUCUGGAUGGCUUGCUAGGUUGUGGACUGGCUCCAGGCAGUCAGGGGCUGGAGUCUCAGAGCACGGGGGAGGAAGAGGAGACGAACAGUAAAGUGUCGAUGGAGACCGAGGAGCAGAGGGCCCAGUGCCAGCAGUGGCUGUGUGAGUGGGCGCUGCACUGAGAGACAUGGAGGUCUCUCACACACAUGCGCACACACACACACACACACAACCACUGUGAUUUCUGACAGCACCGGUGGGAAGCUGUCAGCAAGGUAUUAUGCUGGCUUCUUUGGCAUCAUACUGUAACUACAACCGAAUACCAGGGUAUUUCGUGUACAAAGAGGGGAUCAAGUUUGGUUAAUGAUAGAAAAUGUAUUUUUUUAUAUUUUCAGUUUUAGCUUGAAGAGGCAGCUGGGCUACAGUGAGCUUUUUUUAAGAGUCACUCCCUUCCUGUACGGGAGGGCUUUGUAGUUUGUAUUCAGGGUUCUGGGAGGAGUGGACCUGGACAGCGGUACGUUUGGGUGGACGUACCCUGUUCUGCAGAAAGGCAGCUUUUUCCACCGGCCCACUGAUCUCUCACAUCUCUGUCUUGCAUUUGGCCUUUAACAGAAAAGUUUUUACCGGCAUUCUUUCCUUAACUGCUCUGCAUUAUUUCAUGACGAGACCAAAGCUGACAACCGAGUCUCUCUUAGAGCAUUCGUGCUCGACUGUCAUGCAGGAAGCAGAGAAGAGCAUUAACAUCAUUAAACAUGUAUUACAUGUGAGCGGAGUGGAGCCUCACCUGUUUGGUUCGGUGUCUAAACACUUUCACUCAUAAGCAGCAGCAUGCAGACGUGUGUUUGUACAUUAUCCAAUGCAUGAUUUACUGCACUAUUCCUACAAAACGGGUGUAUUCUGCUGCCCACAACACUCCUAAAUGUGAAACUUUGUCAAGUUUUUUUAAUUGAUUUAUACGUGAUGUGACUCACCGUUGUAUUUAUAUAGUUAAAUCUGUAUUUUAAAUUUUAAAAUUAAUAAAGCUCAGUUG
Molecule: messenger RNA, 1889 nt
Organism: Scleropages formosus (Asian bonytongue)
Lineage: Eukaryota; Metazoa; Chordata; Actinopteri; Osteoglossiformes; Osteoglossidae
Gene: rpusd1
Product: RNA pseudouridine synthase domain containing 1
Exons: 6
Coding region: 139-1041 (300 amino acids)
Biological process (GO): enzyme-directed rRNA pseudouridine synthesis
Molecular function (GO): RNA binding; pseudouridine synthase activity
Source: RefSeq, a predicted model, not a curated record